Phytophthora sojae is the source of this 267-nucleotide messenger RNA. RefSeq lists its product as hypothetical. The transcript has a single exon. The record is from RefSeq and is a predicted model, not a curated record. The annotation marks the transcript as partial. NCBI's taxonomy places the organism in Eukaryota, Oomycota, Peronosporomycetes, Peronosporales, Peronosporaceae.
AGUGGAGGUCUUAAGGGGAGCGGAGGAUCUCCAGGGUGUGAAGGUUCUCCAUUCGGGUCCCAGGUUUACGGGCGCGCGGCGUGGCACAACGAUCUGUACGCCAUCGUGUACGCCUGGUACUUCCCAAAAGGAUUCUCGGGGCCUUCGCCGUCAAGGCGCCACGACUGGGUCAGUGCGGUCGUGUGGCUCGACAACCUAGACGUGGCCACACCAAAGAUCAUGGGGAUUUCGCUGUCAAACUCCGACGACAAGUACAAGAAAGACCCG